AUGGUGAACAUUUCAGAAAUGCCAGGUAAUAUCCAAUUACAGCAUAACAGCCUUGGGAGCCUGGCUGUAACCCAGACAAUAUCCCAUGCACAAAUGCCCUCCAGCCUUGCCAAACUUAUCAUGAAAAUUACUGGCACAUUUUUGAUGCAAAUGAGUGUAUUAGAACAGGUGUCUAAGGACAAGCAGCUUCCCGAUUCCUACACGUGCGAAGUGUGUGGUCGAAAUUUCAAGGAGGCAUCACACUUCACCAAACACAAGCGAGGAGCAUUAUGUAGAAAAUUAGCCCAGAGGAUGGCCAAGAAAUCAAAGAAGAAGAAGAGCUCCACUGGCCAGGAGCUCUCAGAUAGAAGAAACAAACAAGUAUUACUCCACAAACCAUAUCAGUGUAAUGUGUGUGGUGCCAAAUUCUGUGACAAGGUGAAUGUGGAACUACACCUUGAAAGGCAGCACAACAGUCAGCAGCAGUUAUGGGUUGAAGUGGCCAAAAAUGGGGGAUUCUCCUGUGCAGAGUGUGAUAGAUGGUUCAAGAUAAGGGGAAUUUAG
Molecule: messenger RNA, 543 nt
Organism: Penaeus indicus
Lineage: Eukaryota; Metazoa; Arthropoda; Malacostraca; Decapoda; Penaeidae
Product: myc-associated zinc finger protein-like
Exons: 2
Coding region: 1-543 (180 amino acids)
Biological process (GO): regulation of transcription by RNA polymerase II
Cellular component (GO): chromosome
Molecular function (GO): chromatin insulator sequence binding
Source: RefSeq, a predicted model, not a curated record